AUGAAAGUCGUCUUCUCACUUAGUAUUCAUAUAGUUGGUAUUAUCUCAUGUGAGCUUUUCAGUUCUUAUUUCGAUUCGAGUAGUUCCGAUUGGUUCAUGGCAGCCCAAGUAGAAAGGGUCCUCUUGAUUACAGCAAAUGUUGGAUCUUUAUUUGAGCAGGACCGUCGCCUCCAGGACGCUUGGUUAAAAACUUUUACAGAGCGGAUUAACGAAGAGAUGGCUGAUUUUGUGGUCAUUCACAUGCAAGAAACAGGAGGAAAACACUAUGUUGAAUGUGCAUGGCAAGUGCCUAAGCUCAUCGAUGAAUUGCUAUUGCGAAUGCCUAUGUAUCCGGCUGUUCAAACGUACUUAGAUUUGGAUCAUACGGCGCCCAACUUUACGGCUUUGGGGAGUGUUAUUCUUGUCAAAGCUAGAUGUAUUGGCUCUGUAUCACAGUACAAUUUCAAAACAUCAUCGUAUUUGCCUGUUGUAAAAGGCGUGAAUAUAUUGCUAGAUGGAUUGGAAAAUUCUCCUCUAAUUAUUAAAAAGAAGUUCCCGAAAGACUUCUGGCCAACUUUCAAAUGGGGCCGUAAGGGAAUACUGGACUUUGUCAAUGUUCACCUUUUUCAUGACGAAUCAAAUUUAGCGCUAAUUCAUGAGAAUCCAUUCCUGUAUAGUACAAAUCGCAAAAGAGCACUUGAUUACGUAUUAGAUCAGCUAACAUCAAGUGGAAGCUGGAGUACCUCUCACUGCUUUGUUUUCGGAGACUUUAAUUUUCGUCUUGAUUCGACAUCUUUCCUCAACCGUUUAACAGAAAGAGCUUCUGCACAUCCAUUAGAAGAGCCACAUGGAUCAGUUGCAGACGGUCUUUUGUGCGCGAGCAGCGCAACCACACCGGAAACAUUGCGAAGAACAGUAUCUGCUAUCGAAUUUCGUCGAGAAUCGCUAAAUGAAAUUAGCUCAGGACUAGUCCUUCGAAUUGAGCGGAAAAGAUUUGACUAUUUCAAUCAAAAGAAGUUAUUAGACGACUGGAAGUCAUACCUGGAAGACGAUCGUGAAGCGAGAAAUUUCGCUCAGUUGCACGAACUUCCUAUCAGCUUCCCACCAACCUAUCCUUGGAGUGAAGAUCCAGAUGAAUCGGAAGUGAUGAUGAAAACAAGAGCUCCCGCAUGGUGCGACCGUGUUUUGAUGAAUGACGGCGCUUUCGCGCUUGUGAGAAAGGGGAGUUCGACGUACUCAUCUUUUGGAAGAGAUGUAUGUACAGGAGAUCACAAGCCCGUUGCUCUUGCCUUUUCAAUGAGUUCAUGA
Strongylus vulgaris is the source of this 1287-nucleotide messenger RNA. NCBI's taxonomy places the organism in Eukaryota, Metazoa, Nematoda, Chromadorea, Rhabditida, Strongylidae. The record is from the annotation of a GenBank genome assembly.